UCGCACAGGCGGAAGCAACAUCUUCGGCGGAGCAACAGCGGGUGUGGUUCGGACUUCUACGGGUGGUUCACCUAGCAGCCCUUUUCCUAUUUUCAGCCAAGAGAAAGGAGAAAAUUUUCCUGACAAGAAUCACGGAGGAGCCGCUCGACUCUGACAUAUCUGCUGUGCGGGCUGAGGGCAGACGAGAACAAUGGCUACCCAGUCUGAUUUGAUGGAGUUGGACAUGGCAAUGGGGGACAGCAAGGCUGCAGUGAGCCAGUGGCAACAGCAGUCAUACCUGGAUUCAGGCAUUCAGUCUGGAGUCACCACCACAGCACCAUCUCUGAGCGGCAAGGGAAACCCUGAUGCUGAGGAGGAUGAUCCAGGUCUUUACGACUGGGAGUUCAACCAGCCUUUCACUCCUGAGGCCACAGACAUUGAGGGUUAUGCCAUGACCCGGGCCCAGCGUGUGCGUGCAGCCAUGUUCCCCGAGACUUUGGAGGAGGGCAUCCAGAUCCCUCCCACCCAGCUGGAUGCUGCCCACCCAACGGCAGUGCAACGCCUGGCAGAACCCUCUCAGAUGCUGAAGCAUGCUGUAGUCAACCUCAUUAACUAUCAAGAUGAUGCUGAGCUAGCCACUCGUGCCAUCCCCGAGCUUACCAAACUGCUCAACGAUGAGGACCAGGUUGUCGUGAAUAAAGCAGCUGUAAUGGUGCAUCAGUUGUCAAAGAAGGAGGCAUCGCGCCACGCCCUGAUGCGCUCUCCACAGAUGGUCUCAGCCGUUGUUCGUGCCAUGCAGAACACUGGUGAUGUGGAGACAGCUCGCUGCUCUGCUGGCACCUUGCACAACCUUUCCCACCAUCGUGAGGGGCUCCUUGCAAUCUUCAAGUCUGGUGGCAUCCCUGCCCUGGUCAAGAUGCUGGGCUCGCCGGUGGACAGCGUGCUGUUCUACGCCAUCACCACACUCCACAACCUGUUGUUGCAUCAGGAAGGGGCAAAGAUGGCCGUGCGCCUGGCUGGAGGACUGCAGAAGAUGGUGGCCUUGUUGUCCAAUACCAAUGUCAAGUUCUUGGCAAUCACUACUGACUGCCUGCAGAUCUUGGCGUAUGGCAACCAGGAAAGCAAGCUGAUCAUUCUGGCCAGUGGUGGUCCCCAGGCACUGGUCAACAUCAUGAGGACCUUCACAUAUGAGAAACUACUGUGGACCACAAGCAGAGUGCUCAAGGUGCUCUCUGUUUGCUCAAGCAACAAGCCUGCCAUCGUAGAGGCUGGAGGCAUGCAGGCCUUGGGGCUUCACCUGACAGACCCCAGCCAGCGUCUGGUCCAGAACUGCCUCUGGACUCUGAGAAAUCUUUCAGAUGCUGCCACUAAACAGGAGGGAAUGGAGGGUCUCCUGGGGACCCUGGUCCAGCUGCUGGGCAGUGAUGACAUCAAUGUAGUGACAUGUGCUGCUGGCAUCCUCUCCAACCUGACCUGUAACAACUACAGUAACAAACUCAUGGUCUGCCAGGUUGGAGGCAUUGAGGCUCUGGUGCGAACAGUGCUUAGGGCCGGCGACAGAGAGGACAUCACAGAGCCAGCAGUCUGUGCCCUGCGUCACCUGACCUCCCGCCACCAGGAUGCUGAGAUGGCCCAGAAUGCUGUGCGCCUUCAUUACGGCCUGCCUGUGGUGGUCAAACUACUCCACCCACCGUCCCACUGGCCGCUGAUCAAGGCCACAGUUGGUCUGAUUCGUAACCUGGCUCUUUGCCCAGCCAACCACAGUGCUCUGCGGGAGCAGGGAGCCAUCCCCCGACUGGUCCAGCUGCUCGUCAGGGCUCACCAGGAUACCCAGAGGCGCACCAGCAUGGGAGGCAACCAGCAGCAGUUUGUGGAAGGUGUGCGUAUGGAGGAAAUAGUGGAAGGCUGCACAGGAGCUCUGCACAUCCUGGCCCGGGACGUCCACAACAGAAUUGUCAUCAGAGGGCUCAACACCAUUCCACUCUUUGUCCAGUUGCUCUAUUCUCCAGUGGAGAACAUCCAGCGUGUGGCGGCAGGUGUGCUGUGUGAACUGGCUCAGGACAAGGAAGCCGCCGAGGCUAUCGAAGCUGAAGGAGCCACUGCACCUCUGACUGAGCUUCUGCAUUCCCGUAAUGAGGGCGUUGCAACCUAUGCUGCAGCCGUCCUGUUCCGCAUGUCUGAGGACAAACCCCAGGACUACAAGAAACGUCUGUCAGUGGAGCUGACCAGCUCUUUGUUCAGAACUGAGCCUAUGGCCUGGAACGAGACUGGAGACCUGGGACUGGAUAUGGGAGCACAGGGGGACCCUCUGGCUUACAGGCAGGAUGAUGGAGCCUACCGUGCCUACCCAGCAGCCUACGGCCAGGACUCUCUUUUGGACCCCAUGAUGGAAGGUGCCGACUACCAUACUGACACUCUGCCUGACCUGGGCCACCACACUGAUCCGUUGCCAGACCUUGGCCACACCCAGGACCUGAUGGACAGCAACCAGCUGGCCUGGUUUGACACCGACCUGUAGGAUUGUUGUAUUGAUAGAACCUGCAUUGUGAUUGGCCUGUAUUGUCUGAAUCAGCAUUAUGAUUGGCCUGUAUAGUUGUUGAAGAGGAAAUAAAGGGUCUUGGAAAGUGCCUGACACAAGAAAACAAAGAAGAUGGUUGCCACGGGAAUGUUUAAGCAAGUUGAAAGUGGGGGGGGGGGGUUAAAUAUCAGAGAUGUGGGAUCACACAAUGGAGGUCUUGGAGCAGGUUACCUGAAUGGAUGAGUGCACAUGAGGUGGAUCUUAAAAGUUUGAAACACAUAUGUUUUAGCCUUGCCUGUAUUCUUCUCAGUUUUUUCUUUCUAUUUUUCUUAUUCUAUUUUUUUUAUUUCAUUUUUGUAUUACUCAUUCUCCGUUAUGGUACUGACCCAGCUUGCCUUCGCACUAGCCAUCUUCAUUUUCUCUUCCAUGCUAGUCAUUUGUAAUAUUUUUUUUAAACGUAUAUUACAUGUAGUGUUAAGUUAUAGUGAUAUUAUACAAUGUUCCUUUUGGUUUAUGGCCGAAUGUGUAGAACACUAAUAAUCAGUUGAAUUGUACUCUGACUUAAAGUGUAACAUUGUGUAGUUUUUUUUUUUUGUUUUUUGUUUUUUAUAAUCUCAAAAAUGGAGAAUUAUGCAUUCUUAAUAUGUGCUUGUUUAAGCAUAAAAUAUGUCAGUGUCACAAAUGUUCUAAAGAGGGAUAUGGGUGAAAUUGAGGGUGGGUUGGGGAUAAAUCUAGAGACAAGUGUUUUAUAUACAGUAUCACUGGUAGGUUAACAACUAUUUUGUAUGCUAUCAUUGGAUGUCUGAUAGAAAAGUCUUUAAUGCUAUCAUUGGUGGUCUAAUAAAACCCAGUUUUAUGUGCUAUCAAGGGUAGCUAGGUUGAUGAACCAGUUGUAGUCCUGCUGUGCUUAUUUUGGAGACAAGGUUAUGACACGGCUGAACAAUAAAAUGGCAUUUUAUUUCA
Molecule: messenger RNA, 3460 nt
Organism: Micropterus salmoides (largemouth bass)
Lineage: Eukaryota; Metazoa; Chordata; Actinopteri; Centrarchiformes; Centrarchidae
Product: catenin beta-1-like
Exons: 17
Coding region: 191-2497 (768 amino acids)
Biological process (GO): cell adhesion; positive regulation of transcription by RNA polymerase II
Cellular component (GO): catenin complex; adherens junction
Molecular function (GO): transcription coactivator activity; alpha-catenin binding; protein phosphatase binding
Source: RefSeq, a predicted model, not a curated record